GUCUCUUUGUGCCAAACACUCUAGCGUAAAUCGUCCGAACAACAACUUUGUAUUCAGUAGCGUUAGGAGCAUUGACUCGGCAUAUUCCUAGCAAUCAAACAAAGGGUGAACCAUUCAUAUAUUAUAAUCAGCUUAAUUAUACCGGCUACUGGAACCGAGAUGUGACAUGCACCACCAUUCUCAACUUCACAGCAUUCUGCUCUUGAUAUAACUCGUACCAAAACUCUAGUUCGAACCACCAAAACAUAUAUAAACCGUAUAUCUCCAAAAACGAAACAAAACUCAUUUACUUGAACCAGUCAAUUCUUCGACAAAUAUUACCAGCAAUGUACGAUCUCAAUCAUCUUUUAGAAGAGCAUAUCAGUAGAGAAGACCGAACAUUCUACGCAUACGGCAUCGGCAUCGGCGCGGGGAACUACGGAAGUAGUGCCUCUGAAGCGUGGACGGUCGUAUCGCUCUACACACACGGUACAGUAAACAGACAUCGUGCCGUCGAAGUGCUAAGGAACCUCGAGCGUGAUAUCAAUAGCAGACUCCGGCUAGACCAGAGACCAGAAAGGCUGGAGUUCUACCUCGAGGACGACUCUCCUAGCAACGCUUACCGGGCGAGAUCUCACAGGAUAGCGGGCACGCUCCACGCGAGUGAUGCUGUUCGGCAGAUGGGAAUCGGGGAGCCCGCCGAUGGCGAGAGGACACGCCCAGGAACACCCCGGCCUGAUAUAGAAGAGGUGACGAAGCAGGUAUUUAACGUUGAGCUGUGAAUAUUAAUAAAGAGGGGGGGGC
Molecule: messenger RNA, 783 nt
Organism: Daldinia caldariorum
Lineage: Eukaryota; Fungi; Ascomycota; Sordariomycetes; Xylariales; Hypoxylaceae
Exons: 1
Coding region: 327-761 (144 amino acids)
Source: RefSeq, a predicted model, not a curated record